Molecule: messenger RNA, 6877 nt
Organism: Megalops cyprinoides (Indo-Pacific tarpon)
Lineage: Eukaryota; Metazoa; Chordata; Actinopteri; Elopiformes; Megalopidae
Gene: col4a6
Product: collagen, type IV, alpha 6
Exons: 49
Coding region: 181-5379 (1732 amino acids)
Cellular component (GO): collagen trimer; basement membrane
Molecular function (GO): extracellular matrix structural constituent
Source: RefSeq, a predicted model, not a curated record
UCUUGUUGCUGUGCGUGGAACCAAGUCGGGCAGGGGAAGAGCUUUUCAACUACCGAAGUUUUUGGAUGCACCGUAUAGUGGAUUCUUCAAUGAGCGCUUUUGAAGCCGCAGGCACUGGCUCGCUGUGAAGAAGUGAGAGCGCGGCAGCUAUUACCUGCGUUUUCCGAAAGCCGAGCAAAAAUGAAAUUCUGGAUAUAUAUGCUUGCUGUAGUCUUGGCCAUCGAGUCUACGCACGGGGGGACGAAGAUUCAGGAGCCAUGUGCGGGACGGGACUGCAGUGGAGGAUGCCAGUGUAAUCCAGAGAAGGGCAGCAGGGGUCGGCCGGGCCCAUUGGGACCUGUUGGGCCAAAUGGACCCGAGGGGUUUGUGGGCGCCCAGGGCCCCGCAGGGCCCAAAGGUGAUAAGGGCCACAUCGGACUCAGAGGGCCGUCUGGACCCAAAGGGGACAAGGGGCCAAUGGGAGUGCCGGGGUUCCCCGGAACAGACGGAGUGCCCGGUCACCCCGGGCAGGAUGGUAGCAGGGGACCUCCAGGAGUGGACGGCUGUAAUGGAACCAUGGGCGACCCCGGUCCCAGUGCUCCGGAUGGCGUGCCAGGCCUCCCGGGUCUGCCUGGGCUGAUUGGUCCGAAAGGACAGAAGGGCGAGCCCGUGUACUCUGGACUGGGCAGUGGGAUACGGGGGGAGCCUGGAUUGCCUGGGUUGGAUGGCUUGAUUGGUCCCAGUGGUCCAAUCGGUUUCCCAGGUGCAGUGGGUCCAAGAGGUCCAGAAGGAUUCCCUGGUCGACCAGGUCCCCCUGGGCCACCUGGCCCUCCAGGGAGCCCCAGUCAGGGUUUCCAGGGCGAAAGAGGAGACAAGGGGGACGUGGGUCUACCCGGACCCCGAGGAGAGCAGGGGGAAGAGACGCUAGUCGAGCCAGCUAUAAGCACUAUCUUCAAAGGAGAUAAGGGAGACGUGGGCCUCCCCGGCGACCCCGGCCGCCCACUGGUCAAUGGAGUGGUGGAGUUUGUGGGCUUUCCUAAAGGAGACAAAGGAACUAAGGGUGAAUACGGAUUCAUGGGAGUACCAGGUCAGCCAGGACUUCCAGGACCUCCGGGUCCCUUUGGGUUUCCGGGCGAGGUUGGCGAGAAGGGGAUUCUAGGACUGCCAGGAGCGAGGGGUGUUCCUGGUUUAAAUGGACCAAUGGGGCCUCCAGGCAGAAAGGGGUUCCCUGGCAGCCCUGGAUUCCCUGGACAGUUAGGAUAUCCUGGACUUAAAGGAGAACGAGGAGACCCAGGACCCCCCGGGCCCCCUUCAUUUGUUAAUGGGGAUGGGUCAGCUGUCAAAGGUCCUCCUGGAGAUCCAGGGAUUGAUGGAUUCCCAGGCCCCAUCGGUGACCUCGGGCCACCAGGGUUCCCAGGACAACCCGGACUCCCAGGAGCCCCAUCCUUCCUCCCAGGUCGGCCAGGGGCUCAAGGGUUCCCUGGUACUAUCGGACCAAAAGGAGAGAAAGGGAACCCAGGCCGGCCUUCCUUUGGGAGUGAGGGCCUUGCGGGGAGCCCAGGCUUGCCAGGGCCUCCAGGGCCCCCGGGGCCACAAGGGGAAUCCGGUCCUUUAAAUCAAUUUCCAUCUGAGAUCCCUGGAUCACCAGGACAGCCAGGCCAAAGAGGUCUACCUGGUGCCAUAGGAUUCAAAGGACCUAAAGGGGACCCCGGAGAUUGCCAGUGCCUUGGGGGCAACGGGUUCGGUGCCCAGGGCGCACCAGGCCUGCCCGGGAUGCCGGGAAUGCCUGGGUUCUUCGGCAGGAAGGGCGUGACCGGGGAUCUAGGGCCCCAGGGUUUGGCCGGCCCCCCGGGUCUCACUGGUCCCCCAGGCGAACAAGGCUUUUUUGGCCGGAAGGGGGAGAAGGGCGAGUCCUUUUUCCCAUUGGGCAGGGGUGCGAAAGGUGACCUCGGCAGCCCGGGACCCCGCGGGCCGCCGGGAGACAUGGGAAAGCCUGGCCGAGAUGGGCUUCCCGGCUUCCCAGGGCAACCUGGACCUCCAGGGGACGCUGGCUAUGGGGUGGUCGGAGACAGAGGCUUCCCUGGGAUUCCCGGACUGCAAGGGCGACCGGGCGAGCCCGGAGAGGCUGGGAUUGGGUACCAGGGCACCGCGGGUGUCCGCGGGUUUCCUGGAGAUCCAGGCAUUAAUGGCCUCCCGGGCCAGCCAGGAUUACCUGGCCCGCCAGGUGACUGUUGCUGUGGGCAGGCGGGGGUUAAUGACGCCUCUAUCGCAGAGGGAGGAACCACGCUGCCCUGCCGGCUGCCGGGAGAAGCGGGCGACCCAGGUCCUCCCGGACCUCCAGGGCUUCCAGGUCUACAAGGCCAGCCUGGUUUCCCAGGAGAUGUGGGGCGGCCGGGGUUCGAUGGUUUGAAGGGUGAGAGAGGAGACCCAGGCAUUGGGGGGCAGCCCGGACCACAGGGAUUCCCAGGGCCUAGAGGAGACCCGGGGGCACCAGGGCUUCCGGGUGAGAGCAUACCCGGGAUCCCAGGGAAGAACGGCCUGCCAGGGCUUCCUGGGGAAAAGGGACAACCAGGCGAGGUCCUGGGGGCCUCCUCUGGGCUCCCUGGACUACCAGGACUCCCUGGAGAACUAGGGGACAAGGGACAGCCAGGGACGCCUGGACUGGCUGGUGAACCAGGUUUGGACGGGCAGCCUGGAAUACCCGGAGCAAAGGGCGAGCGCGGUGAAGACGGCUUCCCAGGUAUCCCGGGGCCCCCCGGCCCACCAGGGAAUGGCGUCCAGGGAGGGAUACGGGGUCCUGUCGGACCCCCAGGGAGCAAGGGUUUCGCCGGAGCCCCAGGCUGCCAAGGAUUCCCAGGGCUUAAGGGCUCUGCUGGAGACCCUGGGCCCCCAGGACCCGCUGGGAUGAAAGGCCUGCCGGGAGAACCAGGGGCCCCUGGCCAGCUAGGACUCAGUGGCCUUCCAGGGCCACAAGGCCCCGCAGGAGCAGAUGGUAUCCCUGGAGCACCAGGAAGGAAGGGCGAGAGGGGAUUCCCUGGGAUGUUAGGGUUCCCAGGAAUGCCUGGACUCCCUGGUACCCCUGGGGGCCCUGGGAUAAAGGGUCUACCAGGGUCCCCCGGACUGGACGGGCUGACAGGAGAAUUUGGAGCUAAGGGUCUAAAAGGGGAUCGGGGGAUUCCUGGUCGUCCAGGGCCACCGUCUGUACCUGCCAGAGUCGGACUGCUGGUGAAAGGGGAACCAGGGGAUAUUGGUCCUAGCGGCCUUCCUGGAUUCCCUGGACCAAGAGGUGAUAAAGGACUACUGGGUCCGCCAGGUCGUCAGGGUCUUCCAGGUCUGCCUGGGUUCCCUGGCCAGGAGCAAGGUGCGCCUGGAGCCCCUGGGAUACCUGGACCCCCUUCCCCUCCUGGCUUCCCUGGACCCAAGGGCUCUCCUGGCAUCAUCGGUUUCCCUGGCAUGCCAGGGCCCAGGGGUGAUGAUGGGGCACCUGGUACACCUGGAUUUGGUGGCACCCCAGGGCAACCUGGUACAAAGGGUGAACGCGGUGAUUCCUUCAGCUCACCUGGAGCCCCCGGCUCUAAGGGUCCACCUGGAGAUUCUGGGUUCUCUGGUCCAAAUGGUGAUCCAGGCCUGCAGGGAGACACUGGUAUCCCAGGAACCCCUGGAUUCAGUGGACAGAAGGGACUUCCAGGAGAUCCAGGCCGUCCAGGGCUGAUGGGUACCCCAGGAUUUCCUGGUAGCAGGGGUCUGACAGGUCUCCCGGGGCGGAGAGGGACAGAAGGUGCUCCUGGUUUCCCUGGGGCUCCAGGCCCUGCUGGCCAGAAAGGUUUACCAGGCUCUCCAGGGCUCGAUGGUCUGAAUGGACUUGGAGGUCCUAAAGGCCUACCUGGAACUCCAGGUCUAGUUGAACCUGGGCCUCCUGGGCUACCAGGCAUUAGUGGACUGAAGGGUGAAAGAGGUUCUUCUAUAGGUGGAGGUCCAGGCUUCCCUGGAGAGAAAGGGCUCCGAGGGAACCCAGGUGCCCCUGGUGCGAUAGGUUUCCCUGGCCUGCCUGGCCUUCGAGGGGUCUCCGUCACCUCAGACAUUGUUGGGCCUCUUGGAGACCCUGGCUUGCCUGGACUUGAUGGAGAGCAAGGUUUCCGUGGCCCCCCUGGCCCCCCAGGGCCUCCUGGUCCUGGCACCGACCAGGGUGACCGAGGAGACGCAGGAUUCCCUGGCUUCCCUGGUAUACCAGGCCCACGUGGUGACCCCGGGGCACCAGGAUCCCCUGGAGAACCCGGCAACCCAGGAUUCAAAGGCGAGAGAGGUGACACUGGUUUCAGCGGUGCUCCAGGACAAGUGGGCAUCCCUGGAGACCCUGGAUUCAUCGGGGGAAGGGGACUAAAGGGGCCCAGAGGCCUUGCUGGCAGUAAGGGACUCCCUGGAGUGGUAAUUCCACCACCCCCCAUCAAACAGAUGCCACUUGGGGAGGCCGGACCACAAGGAAUCCCAGGGUUGCCUGGAGAUUCAGGGUUUCCUGGUCAACCUGGACUACCUGGGCGUCAAGGCCAGAAAGGCCUAUCUGGAAACCCGGGAAAGCUUGGAGGUAGUGGACAGCCGGGUCCCCCAGGGCUGAUUGGAGAUCCUGGACCUGCGGGUUUCCCUGGACCCAUCGGAGAGCAAGGAACACCUGGGAAACAGGGCCCGCCUGGGGCCCCCGGUGCGACGGCGCGAAGCAGCAAUAUCGGCUACACGCUGGUGAAGCACAGCCAGGCCAGCCAGGUGCCCCCCUGCCCGCAGGGCAUGGCCAAGCUGUGGGAGGGCUACAGCCUACUGUAUGUGGAGGGCCAGGAGAAGGCCCAUAACCAGGAUCUGGGGCUGGCCGGCUCCUGCCUGCCCCGCUUCAGCACCAUCCCCUUCCUGUACUGCAACGUCAACGAGCUCUGCUACUUCGCCAGCCGCAACGACAAGUCCUACUGGCUGUCCACCACGGCGCCCAUUCCCAUGAUGCCCGUGUCCGAGGAGCAGAUCUCACAGUACAUCAGCCGCUGCUCCGUGUGCGAGGCCCCCUCCCAGGCGGUGGCUGUUCACAGCCAGGACCUCACCAUCCCUUCCUGCCCCCGGGGCUGGAGGAGCCUGUGGAUCGGCUACUCCUUCCUGAUGCAUACCGCGGCCGGGGCCGAGGGCGGCGGGCAGUCCCUGGUCUCGCCUGGCUCCUGCCUGGAGGACUUCCGUGCCACGCCCUUCAUCGAGUGCAACGGCGCCCGCGGGACCUGCCACUACUUCGCCAACAAGUACAGCUUCUGGCUGACCACCGUGCAGCCCGAGCGGCAGUUCGUGGAGGCCCCGCCGCAGGAGACACUGAAGGCCGGUCAGCUCCGCUCGCGUGUCAGCCGCUGCCAGGUCUGCAUGAAGAUCUUGUAGCUGCGCAGACGCAGAUGGGCAUGCAGAAAGAGAGAGAGAGAGAGAGAGAGAGACUGACAUCAGAGCUGAGGAUCCAACAGAUUGCCGAGAGAGAUUUAGGAAACAAGAGAAAAAACACCGGCAGACUUCACAUCCACUUCCACCCCCCUCUUGUCUUGAAGAAAGAAAUCAGAGGCUGCUGACCUAGGCUUUUUUCCUCUGGGUUUUGUGCCUUUUGUGUCAAGUUGGGGAGGAGGGUUCUGUGUGAUUGCUCUGUGAUAGUUGUGGAUGACAUUGGUGCUACUUGUUUUUAAGUUUCUAUUUUUUUGUUUUUAUUUCCUCGUCGCGAUUCCUCUGAAUUAUUCACGGCUACCUCGGAGAGCAUAUCAAAACAUCCCUCGCCUUAGCACUGAAUUGUUAUAUUUAUCAUUCAAUUAACAUAGCUGCCAACCUGCAAACAGUUAGUGACAAAUGUUUGUAAGUGCUUUUCAAAUGUAUAUAUGUUUUGUUUGUUUUUUUUUACUUUCACCUGUUCCAUCAGGACAAACUGGUGCUUUCCUGAAUCGCAAGAGUUUACAAAUUCCUCUUUAAUUCUGCCGUCACUAAAGGGCAAUCCGGCACUUUUUAAAACUCGAGCGAAUGAAUGAAUGCAAAGUAAAACUAUCCCUUUCCUGAAACACUGUGCCUUCAUAUUUCAUCAGCAUGAACACACCGGUUCUGAGGGGUAUUGCACUGACCUGGAUUCCAGGCAUAGCUGAGUGAAGGGUCUGUUUAGGCAUCAGGGAGAUUAGCUGUGUCUCCUGAAUUGUAAAUGAGAACUGGCUGAGCAGCUAGAGUCACAGGCCCUCGGUGCCUGAGAUACACUGAUCCCCUAUCCCACGAAAAAGGAGCAUGGACACGCACUCAGCCGGUCAAAAAUAUGUACAACCAACAGAAUCUCCUCCUCUUUUGAGUGUAUGCUCAAAAUGUGGAAACCUUUUCAAAUCAUUUCAGCAGCACAGUGCCAUUUACCCGGUGUGGAUUCCCCAGCUCCCAGUGAGCAAAAUGGGAAGGGCUAAUGAGCUACUCUCUCUGGGCUAGAUUAGCCCUCAGGAAAGAAUCCCAAAACACCACCUGUUGAAACUCACAGUGUGACUCAGAUGUGAAGCGUUGCAUGUGAAGACACAUUUUAAAGACCAAAGCAUACUGUAAAUAGGUUCCCACCCCCUCACCCCAUCACCCCAUUAUAUGCCCUGUCCGUGGAUUCUUAAAGGAAUGGGGUGUCAUGUGACCACUAUAACCACUGACUCUCACCAGACUGUCUCUCACUGGUAGCCUUGAGUACUUUUUAAAAUUUCAUUUUAUUUUCAUGAUUUUGUCAUGUGUGUGUGAGUAGCUGGAUUGUGUACUGUUUUUACUACACUGCAUCCCUGUUGUUUAAUAAAAGUUAAUAAAUAACAAAAUGACAUCAGAAUGCAAAAAUCAGGGGAUGUGAUCUGUAUAUUCGAUGGUGGAAAACAAAACUUUUAUAACUUUUUUG